AUGUUCUUCAAGUUCAUCUGUGCUGUGGUGACCAGGUCUCUGUUUCUGCUGCUCUCACUCAUGGGAGUGUGGAGGGUGGUGUGGGUGAAGGAUGAUGGACUCUACUGGCUCCUCACCGGCCUCUGGCUGCCUCUGGUGGUGGAGAUGAUCUUGACUCUGAAGAGGAGACGGGGAAAAGAUUACAAAUGGUUUUCUCCUGCUAUCUUACUCCUCCUCGUCAGUAUCAUCCCAUCUUUAUGGAUUUUAGAGCUCCACCACCAAGAGAACAAGUCCACCGACUCGAGGUGUGAAAGACUUGACUCUACCGAAAAUAUCAAGAGUAUUUUUAAACUUCAGAGUCUGGGAGCAGUGCAGCUAAAAGCCAGAGCACCCAUGGUGACGAGGCGUGGGGCGGGGACAGAUAGUAGACAAGCAGAAGAUGAGCAGAGGGAGCGAGAGGGGUCCUCAGUGUGUGCCAACGACUGGAUCCUUGCUCUGCAUCAAAUCCUGCUCAUCCUACUGAUCAUAGGGAAGUGGCUGCUGCCGGCUGCCGGAGAACUGACCAGAGACCAGCUCUCCCAGUUACUGCUCAUCUUCGUGGGCACAGCCGCCGAUAUACUGGAAUUCACCUCGGAAACACUGACUGACAUCAAGGACUCCAGUCCAGCCAUGGUGUACAUUAUUCUGGGUGUGUGGACGUGGAGCAUGCUGCAGUUUCCGCUCCAUCUCUCAGGAAACACCGUAAUGGCUGCGUCCUCUGAUCACUCCUCGGAGCCCGCCCCCUCCCUGCUCUCUCACAUCAGGACUGAUAUCUGGAGCACUGUGGAGGCUCUGCUGAUCCAGGACGGGCCGUUCUUGGUGGUCCGCCUUCUCGUUAUGAUCUACUUCAAUGUGGUUCACCAGAUGCUGAUCUUUUUCGCCAUUAAAAACCUCCUGGUGGUCAUGCUCAACAUCUACCGGUUGGCCGUCCUAAUCUGUGACAGGAGCUCCUGA
Eleginops maclovinus (Patagonian blennie) is the source of this 972-nucleotide messenger RNA. It is a transcript of the gene tmem26a, whose product is annotated as transmembrane protein 26a. The record is from RefSeq and is a predicted model, not a curated record. NCBI's taxonomy places the organism in Eukaryota, Metazoa, Chordata, Actinopteri, Perciformes, Eleginopidae. Bases 1 to 972 code for a protein of 323 amino acids. The transcript has 8 exons.